Messenger RNA from Parastagonospora nodorum SN15, 1239 nucleotides. RefSeq lists its product as hypothetical. The transcript is spliced from 3 exons. Lineage: Eukaryota; Fungi; Ascomycota; Dothideomycetes; Pleosporales; Phaeosphaeriaceae. The record is from RefSeq and is a predicted model, not a curated record. Gene Ontology annotation, molecular function: nucleotide binding. The coding region runs from base 1 to 1239 and encodes 412 amino acids.
AUGCCCAUUAACUUCGGCAUAAUCGGCACAAACUGGAUCACGCAUUCCUUCGUCAAAUCCGCCCACGCCACCUCAAAAUGGAACUUGGCAGCCGUGUACUCUCGUAAAGAAGAGACGGCGCAAGAUUUUGCGGCAAAAUAUGAAGACAAGAAAAUCGCUCUGUACACCUCACUCGAGGAGCUAUCCAAGUCCACCGAUAUCUCAACCGUGUACAUCGCCUCGCCCAACAUCCUGCACUACGAGCAAGCGAAACUGAUGCUGCUCGCUGGGAAGAACGUCAUCCUCGAAAAACCAUCGUGCAGCACGCCCUCCGAACUCGACGAGCUGUUCAAAAUCGCAAAAGACAAGGAUGUCAUCUUAAUCGAAGCAUUCCGCCACAUCCAAGAAGCAAACUUCAAAAUCCUUAAAUCCGCCAUCUCCAAACUCGGCCCCUUGUACGGCGCAAGCAUAACUUUUGCCCAGUACUCCUCCCGCUACGAAAAAGUCCUCGCCGGCGAAACGCCCAACAUCUUCAACCUCGAAAUGGGCGGCGGCGCGCUGGUGGAUUUGGGCGUGUACUGCGUCGCAGCGGCUAUCGAAUUAUUCGGCGCACCGCAGGAUUCUACAUACUUCCCAGUCAAAGUAGCCACUGGCGCAGAUGGCGCGGGCAAACUCAUCCUCACAUACCCUUCCUUCACGGUAUAUCUGUGCCACAGCAAGAUCUACAACAGCAAUGCGCCUACGGAGAUUUACGGGGAGAAGGGCACGUUGGUCAUCCCUACAGUGACGGAUAUCGAGAGCGUGGUGUUGUGGGAUAGUAAGAACAAGAGCAGGACUGAAUUAGCGGGCGCGAAGGAGCCGGCGGAAUUGAAUCUGAAAGAGGAGGCAAGUGAGUUUGCGAGAUGUAUUGAGGAGAGGGAUGCGGGGGCAGUGAGCAAAUGGGAGUCUGAGGCAUACAAGUGUCAGAAAGAAGCCAUGUCGAAGCGAAACCGAAAUUCAUUCCACAAAAAGCUGACCUGUCUCGCAUGCCUCCUCGCCGCCGUCGCAGUCGCAGUCGCCGCAGCCGAAGUCUUCGUCACCGCAGCCAAAGUCUUCGUCACCGUCGCCAGGAUUGUCGAAGUCGCAACCCUCGAGCUAGCCGCCGUUGAGCUCCCCACCGUCGAACUCGCCACCACCUUCGCCGCCGAACUGCUAGCCUGGGGAGUAACAUACUUGAUAUCCCAAUUCUUACAGCUGUCUCCAUCCGCACACUUCUUAUAG